Rosa chinensis is the source of this 1167-nucleotide messenger RNA. Its product is annotated as disease resistance protein At4g27190-like. The transcript is spliced from 2 exons. The record is from RefSeq and is a predicted model, not a curated record. The coding region runs from base 1 to 1167 and encodes 388 amino acids. NCBI's taxonomy places the organism in Eukaryota, Viridiplantae, Streptophyta, Magnoliopsida, Rosales, Rosaceae.
AUGGGUUUGGGUUUGUUUAAAGAGGUUGAUACAGUGGAAGAAGCAUAUAAUGCAUUGCAUUCACUGGUUAGAAAACUUAAGGAUUCUUGUCUAUUACUAGACGGUUAUGAUAAUACACUAAUGAGAAUGCAUGAUCUUGUCCAGGGUGUUGCUAUUAGGAUUGCAUGCAGAGAUCACCAUAUCUUAUCAGUAGCAUAUGGAGAUGAGUUGAAAGAAUGGCCAAAUAAGGAUUUCUUUGAAAGGUGCACUGUGAUAACUUUGCCUUCCUGCAAAAUCCCUAGGUUUCCAUCAGUGCCUUGGGAAUGCCCUGAACUAAAAAUGUUUACUUUGAGGGGUAUUGAUCAUGACUUGUUGGAAAUCCCGAUCGAGUUUUUUAAAGAGAUGAAAGUACUCAAAGUGUUGGAUUUAACCAAUCUAUGUAUUUGGUCACUACAAUCUCUUAGGUUCCUAUACAAUCUUCGAACAUUGUGUUUGGAUCACUGUGUGUUGGAAGACAUAGCUAUGGUUGGACAACUAAAAAAUUUGGAAGUUCUUAGUUUUUUAAAUUCCCAAUUUAAGCAAUUGCCAAGAGAAAUAGCGGAAUUGAUUCAUCUACGAUUGUUGGAUUUGACGGAUUGCUCUGAACUUGAAACUGUUCCACCUAAUGUUAUAUCCAGCUUGACAAGACUAGAAGACUUGAGGAUGCGAAACAGUUUUAACCAAUGGGAGGCUGAACAAGUGAUUGGGGAAAGAAGUAACGCAAGCCUUUUUGAGCUGAAGUACUUGUCUCAUCUAACCGCAUUGGACAUACAUAUUCCAGAUGGCAACAUGCUUCUAGCGAACAUCUUCUCCAGCAAGUUAGAAAGGUACCACAUAAUAGUUGGUGAUGAGUGGACAUGGCACAAUGUGGAGGAAACCUUCAACACUUUGAAACUCAAGCUCACUCCAAACAAUAACCAAUUGCACCAGGAUCUAGGAAUGCUGCUGAAGAGAUCUGAUAAUUGGCACUUGGAUUUGUUAGAGGGUGUUGGUGAUAUUGUCAAUCAAUUUGAUAAUGAGGAUUUUCAACAACUCAAACAUCUGCAUGUCCAAAACAGUGCUUAUGGCCGGUCCAAAGAAAUCAUUUUGGAGAACCAGGUGGAUAGUGUGGUGCAACACUUCAUGAAUGGGAAGGUUAUGUUCUCCUGA